Molecule: messenger RNA, 903 nt
Organism: Geosmithia morbida
Lineage: Eukaryota; Fungi; Ascomycota; Sordariomycetes; Hypocreales; Bionectriaceae
Exons: 5
Coding region: 1-903 (300 amino acids)
Source: RefSeq, a predicted model, not a curated record
AUGUCUAAACCUCUCAAGGUCGGCGUCCUUGGACCCAAAGGGCAGUGCGGACAAUGUGUCGUCGAUGAGCUUUUGUCUCGAAACCAUUCGGUUGUCGGCAUAUCCCGGUCGCCACCUAGUACGUGGCCUAAGACCGGCGACUACAGCUCAAUCGCGGUUGAUUUCAGUGACACCGCGACAUUCAGUUCUGUUCUUUCCGAAGGAGGAUUCGACGCCGUCGUGUCCGCGUUCGGACCACCUCUAAAUGACCUGAAGGAUGUCUACCGACUUGGGGUGGAAGGCCACGGUAACAUCAAAAUGGCAAUACUGAAGUCCUCCUUCCGUGGUCCAUUCAUCAUCAUUGGAGGUGCAGGCUCUCUGUACUACAAGAACGGGGUACAACUAUGUGACGAUAAAUUGUUUGCAUUCCAUCAUUGGUAUCAAUGGCCCGAUGUCCACCUGGAGUAUAUGGCAGCGCGCAUGUUCGAUCAUUCACAGCGAGGACUCGCCACCUUCAUCCGUCUCUUCAAGUGGGCAAGGUCGACUCGUCAGAAUCCCGGUUGGAUCUCGUGGCUCAGCCGGCCGCUGGCCAAUUACUUUUUGCGCACAGCGGAAGAUAAAUUGACUGAUCCCUACACCAUCGGCCUGAUCAUGUGCUCUCGCAUGGCCUUGACUAUGUGGGAGGGCGUGAGAGAUACCCCGUGGAGCUUUCUAUCUCCUCCUUGGCAGUUACGCGACAAGGGCAUCCGUACUGGGAACUAUGAAGUACAUGUGGAUGACGCGUGCGGGUCUGCAGAAGACGGCAUUCACGGAGGUAUCUACAACGAGGACAUGGCCGUCGCCAUCGCCGACGAGGUCGAAAACAAUAGAUUGAACCACAAGCAUUGGACAUGCACGGGGCCUAUUGGGUUGAAGGAAUGGUAA